This is a messenger RNA of Protopolystoma xenopodis, 420 nucleotides long. The record is from the annotation of a GenBank genome assembly. Lineage: Eukaryota; Metazoa; Platyhelminthes; Monogenea; Polystomatidea; Polystomatidae.
AUGUGCACCCACCUUGAAGUCUGCUGUGCCCACCGCCACAUGCCCAGCUGCCUCGGCAGUGGGGCCGCGCGAGUUCGUCUCACGGGCUGCAGUGCCGCCGGGUCGGCGGGAGGCGGAAUCGACGCCGAGCUGCUUGCAGACCUCGAGGAGACUUUCCCCACCCUGUACCAGGGCUGGUUGCCGCGCUGUGAGUUGCGGCAGGCCUUGGAGAAGACCGGCUUCAAUCUACCCGGUCAUGAGUUCAGGGAGCUGGAGAAGGAACUGCCCAACUUUCCGGAUGGAAAAGUCCCUUUGGAGGCAUUUGUGAUGAUCUAUUCCAAGGUUAAGGAGGCCAAAGACGUUUCGCGGUUAUUUCGAAAAGAAAAUAUCUUACGUGAAAGGCCUGAACUCAGGGUGAGGCAGAUUUCGACUAUUAAAUAA